CAGGCCGGUUGUAUUUGUCCGCCUCUGUGUAAAGACACGCAUUGUAGAUUUAGUUUAACAUUAAAAUGAAAGUUUGACCCUGUGAGUAACAGACUCGGGACAGAGUUAGUGUUGUGGUUGCUGUGUCGGUUUAGUUUUUGUGCUCGACGUGAGUCGACAUGAAGCCGCCUCCUCGGAAACGAAAGAAACCAGAUCGCAUUUACCAGCAAAGUGGACCACCUUCAGGGAAAAAGUCCUCUCAGUGGCAGCCGGGGGAGCAGAGGAAUCUCCUGAAAGCCCUGAAAAGACUCGGCAAGACCACAUUAGGAAAGGGAGAUAUCGACUAUGACUUCCUGAAAACGCACGUGUCUACUCGGUCCACUUCAGAGAUCCAGUCUGUGGUGGAACACCUGAAGAAUGAAGUGAUCUCACUGGCCGUCUCCCAGCUGCAGAAGAAGAAAUUGGAAGAGAGGAAUGACAGAAAGCCGAUUGAGGAGUGGACACACAUGGCCUCUGUUACGACUGGAACCCUGGAAGACCCCAUUUCCACUGCUUUCUCUCAGAUGCUGAUAGUGUCGUCCACAGAGCCCCGCACCCUGAGGAACCGUGACCCUCCCCAGAUCUACAGACCACCCAGAGAUAAAGAAAAGCCUUUUGCUCGCACCAUCCCUUUCAGACCAAUGCCCCAUGCACCGGUCAGAGUUGAGCAUCCUGGCACCGACAAAACUGCUCCUGUCUUAGUAAUCAAGACUCCAGCACCAGCCAUGGGCCCGGCCAAAAGACUCCCAGCACCAUCCAAAGUGAUCAGAGUGCUGAACAGCAAAACGUCUCCACCACAACAACAGAUAUCAGCUACAACCUCAUCUGUUGCUAUCCUUACCUCUCAGUCCACUGCAGCCUCCACCUCUCAGUCUGCUGCUGCCUCCACCUCUCAGUCUGCUGCUGCCUCCACCUCUCAGUCCACUGCAACCUCCACCUCUCAGUCUUCUUCCACCUCCACCUCUCAGUCUGCUGCUGCCUCCACCUCUCAAUCUGCAGCUGCCUCCACCUCCACCUCUCAGUCUGCAGCUGCCUCCACCUCUCAGUCUGCUGCCACCUGCAAGCCAAAGGCAGCAAAAAAGCUCAAUGCACCUUCUACAUCCUCACAAACUGUGACAGCACUGACAGGAAAAGUCACACCCACUUCUGGCUCUCCUGCUCUAUUAAAGACCAAGAGUGGCAGCUCUGCAGCCCAGACUACCCAGCAGCCCUUAGAGCAACGCUUCACCACCUCUACAUCAAAAUCUACUUCAUCCACGCCUCCCAUACCCAGCCAAACUCCUGCCCCCAGCAAUGCAUCAUCCUCAAAUGCGUCCCCCUCCAACUCCGCGCCCCCAUUCUCCACCUCUGCCGCAGCAUUUCACGCCAAGUUUGGUCACAACUAUGCCACAGAAGACAGUCCCCCGGUGUUUGGCGUCAAGGGCGUAGUGGACUUUGAGAGGAUCUAUCGCUACCUGAGUGUUAACCACAAGCCCAAUGAGGACUGCAGUCUCACACCCAUGGAGAGUGCUGUAGUGUUGGACCUGUUGAUGUCUCUCCCAGAGGAGCUCCCCCUGCUGGACUGCAACAAACUGCACAAACAUCUGAUAAAGAUGUACCGAUACCUCUCUUCCCCCGCUGACUCCAAGAUGUCAGAAGAAAUGUUCAGAGAGCUGCAGGAAGGACUCAGCGCUCAGACAGAGGAACCCAGCGGUCCAAGCAGCAACGAAACAAACGGUCAGCAGAACUCUGUGGCGACAUCCAAUGGUGGUGAUGUCACUGACAUCAGUGCGAAGACGCUGCCGCCGGGUGACGCUGAGAGCCAAUCAGCAGGGAGCAGUAACAGACUCAGCCCCCCUCCCCUCAACCCUUUCAUGGUGCCACUCAAACUGCUGAAGCGCAAGUAGCUCCAGUUCAAGGAGUGUCAAACUGAUGUGCAAUAGUUUGUAUAGCAUGUUUGUUUAUUUUCUAUAGUAAUUUAUUUUUAUACUAAUUCUAGAGUUGAGCUCCAGGUUGUUUGCUUACUGUUCGGUCAGGGCUUGAGGAUGGAACCCGAGUUCCCAACUGAAGCUCCAGUAUCGAAUGUCCGCUCAGAUUCAUUGUCUUGUUUUUUACUUCUUUGAUCAGAUAGUGUCUUAUCUGAUCGGAUAGUUUCUCAUUUAAAUCAGAAUUCUGUCAAUUUCAGACAUUUCCCUUUUAUUCAGGCAAAGUUCUUGUUCAGUUCUGAAGACAUUAAACACUGAUUAAACUCUUUAAAAAGAUAACUCGACAUGAAUGCAGAAUCUGUAAGCAAUGGGACAAGAUUUUGGUUUCUGUAUGUAGUCUGAAUAAUGUCGACCAAUAGUGUUUCAGCAAGCCUAGGUUGCUGGUAAACAGUCUGUGUUCAAAGUGAGGCAGAACAAUCUUGAAACCCAUCAGCUAGAGUCGGAUGACGAUGUAGCUUUGUUUUAGCUUUGCAUUAUGUUUUUGGGUUGUGUGUCUCAUUCUCAUAAACGUGAUGUCUUACUGUCACCUCGAGGGAUUUUUUUUUUCUUUCCAGAUUUUGCACAAAUGUUCCUUCAGACUCAAGUGUAAACUCAUUAGAUUUUGGUGGUCAAAGGUCAUAAGUCAAGGUCCACAUGACCUUGCAUCCAGUGAAAGUGCCAUCUCAAUGAAGCCUUGAGAGAUUUUCUUUAACUUUGUUAAAAAAAAUCCACUUUGAUUCAACAAUGAACUGGUUAGAAAUUUGUGGUCAAAGGUCAGUGUGACCUUACAUCUCUCUCACUUUGUGAAGGCAAUAUCCCAAGAAGGUCUUGAAGGAAUUAACUCAAAUUUGGCACAAACGUCCACUUGGACUCAAGGAUGAACUGACUAGAAUUGGUGAUAAAAGGUCUGGGUCAGUAUGUUUUAAUUAAUCAUUUGCGUUAGAAAAUGUCAGAAAAUAGUGUAACAUGCCUGUUGCAAUUUCUCAGCAUUUUACUCAGUUUACUGUAACACAGACUCAGCAAUGCUCACGUCAAAAGCCAGAAGUGGUGGAUUUUCCUAUUUUUUUCCUAUUUUAGCUUCAAAUAUUACUAAAAUGGUUAUUUCAUUAUCAAAAAUACUCUCUGCGUAUGUUAAGACCUAAUCCAUUCAUUAUCUUUUUGGGUUGUCCGUCCCAUUCUAAAAUCUGGGCAGAGGGAAUUUCCAGCUCAGCUCCUGCAAUAAAUCUGAAAUACACGGUGUAAACUUAAUUGUUGCAUUCAUACUGUUAAGUGCAAAAAAUGCUCCAUUGAAACCCAUUCAAACUGCAAUGUUUGAUCCCACAGCCAC
Plectropomus leopardus (leopard coralgrouper) is the source of this 3288-nucleotide messenger RNA. RefSeq lists its product as uncharacterized. Gene Ontology annotation, molecular function: RNA polymerase II general transcription initiation factor activity. Gene Ontology annotation, biological process: snRNA transcription. Lineage: Eukaryota; Metazoa; Chordata; Actinopteri; Perciformes; Serranidae. The record is from RefSeq and is a predicted model, not a curated record. Gene Ontology annotation, cellular component: nuclear body.